AUGGGAAAUGGCCAGACUUGCGUCCAGACCGUCACAGAUGUGCUUCUGACGGCUAGUUGCUCUGCGGGCAGCUUCGUCUCGUCAGACACUGCGACGUUUCCCGUCGUCUAUACGAGCUUCAGUGCUGAGGGCUCGUCAACAGCCUCCCUGUUGAGGCUCCCCAUAGCAGCACCCAUGGUCCAGAUCAAUUGGAGGAGCGAGGAUUUGUCGCCCGCCACUCAAACCGCCUCCUCUGCAUCCACCCCUGGCGCAGGAAGUUCAAAUUUCGCAGGAAGUUCAAAUUCAACUUCAAGCGGCUCUAUUUCAGCCGGAGCCUUGGCCGGUGCUGUCAUCGCCGGGGUCGUGGUCCUCUUUGCUAUCGCGGUAGCAAUCUUCAGAUUCAUGAGGUGGCGCAGGGCACGCCGCAACGCCAGUGCGGAGCAGGUGAGGGACGACACGAUGAAACCAAGAUACGAUGGCAAUCACAGGGGCAGCACUGAGCUACCAGCGAGCUAUGACCGUCCUGAAUUGUCCGAAAUGCGAAUCCCGAGCGAGCUAUCGGGAGGCCAGGGUCCCGCGGAGUUGCCAGCGUCAUCACAAGGGCCUCGUGCAGUCCAAGGCCAGCCUUAG
Messenger RNA from Diaporthe citri, 609 nucleotides. RefSeq lists its product as uncharacterized. Lineage: Eukaryota; Fungi; Ascomycota; Sordariomycetes; Diaporthales; Diaporthaceae. Bases 1 to 609 code for a protein of 202 amino acids. The record is from RefSeq and is a predicted model, not a curated record. The transcript has a single exon.